AUGAGCCUUGCUCCCCGCGUCUCGCUUGCGCGUAGGAGGGAUGCGAUCAACGGGGACUUUGAUAUGAUCGAGGCUGCACCAGGAGAGGGGAAUGAGCUUCUUCUUAAUACAUUUAGUCUCGCUUCGGACGCUGCUGCUGCUGCCAUCGAACGCGGUCAGCCAGAGACGGCAAUCGAGUUCCUCGAGCAAGCACGCACGCUCUUGUCGAGAGAUGCACACGGUAUCCCGGAGCUCGAGCAAGGUCACGACACGUUCAGCCCGAACUCUCCGAUUGCGAACCUGAACAUGCGGGCUCCCUGGAUGCGCGUAUCCGAACCCAAAGUCAAUAACAAUUUCUCGCCGGAUGACAAGUGA
Molecule: messenger RNA, 354 nt
Organism: Serendipita indica DSM 11827
Lineage: Eukaryota; Fungi; Basidiomycota; Agaricomycetes; Sebacinales; Serendipitaceae
Source: the annotation of a GenBank genome assembly